CUCUGCCAGCGUCACUUUCUAAGCCGGCCAGCAGUGAGACUCCAUUCCUCAUUUUCACUCUGUUCUCUAACGUGCCUAAACCAACGCUAAAAUGAGCUACAGGAGGACCACCAUGCAGCAGAUACCCUCUUCCCACGUCUCUUUCACCCGCUCCGCACCCACUUACCGUGCUCUCAGCGUUCAUGCUGGUGCCGGUGGGAACAGUACCCGCAUUUCCAACCCCAGCUUGCGUUCUACUGCCCUCGCCAUCUCAUCUGGCCUCAAGGGGAGCGGUGGAAUGGGUGGAGGUAUGGGUGGUGGAAUGAAAGGUGCUGCUGGAUCCAUGGCAGCUAGUGGUGCAUCCAGUGGUGGGAUCCUGGGAAAUGAGAAGGGGGCCAUGCAGAACCUGAACGACCGCCUGGCCAACUACCUGGAGACAGUGAGGAACCUGGAGCAGGCCAACCAGGAGCUGGAGAAGAAGAUCAGGGAGGCCCUGGAAAAGGGGGGUCCUGACAUGAGAGACUACAGCAAGUACACCCCAAUCAUAGAUGACUUGCGCAGACAGAUCUUCGAUGAGACAGUGAACAAUGCUACAAUUGUGCUCCAGAUUGAUAAUGCCCGUUUGGCUGCUGAUGAUUUCAAAAUGAAGUAUGAUAAUGAGAUGGCCAUCCGCCAGUCUGUGGAGGCUGACAUUGCUGGGCUGAAGAAAGUCAUUGAUAACACCAACAUGGGAAGGAUGAACAUUGAGAGUGAGAUUGAAGCUGUGAAGGAGGAGCUGAUUUUCCUGAAGAAAAACCAUGAGAAUGAGGUGAUGGAGCUGAGGAAUCAGAUCUCCCAGUCUGGUGUGCAGGUGGACAUUGAUGCUCCGAAAGGUCAGGACCUGGCUCAGAUCAUGGAGGACAUCAGGGGCAACUAUGAGAAGAUGGCUGUGAAGAAUGCAGAGGAUCUCAAGCAAUGGCAUGAAAAUCAGAUUUCAGAUGUGCAGGUGCAGGUAACACAAAACACAGAGGCGCUCCAGGGGGCCCAAAUGGAGAUCAGCGACCUAUCCAGACAGAUCCAGACCCUAGAAAUCGAACUUGCGUCCCAACAGAGCUUGAAAGCCUCUUUGGAGGACACCUUACGCAACACUGAGAUGCGCACCAACAUGGAAAUGGAGAAGUACAACAACAUUAUACUUCGCCUGGAAGAGGAGCUGGCCAACCUGCGCAACAACAUCCAGCAGCAGGGCCAGGAGUAUGAGGCCCUGCUCAACAUGAAAAUGAAGCUGGAGGCUGAGAUUGCCACUUACAAGACCUUACUGGAUGGUGGAGACUUCAGGCUCCAAGAUGCAGUGGAUGAACUGGCGGCUGCAAGCUAAUUUGGGACAAAUGAUCCAGGCAACCAUCCCGACAAA
Messenger RNA from Myripristis murdjan (pinecone soldierfish), 1372 nucleotides. Its product is annotated as keratin, type I cytoskeletal 18-like. Gene Ontology annotation, biological process: intermediate filament cytoskeleton organization. Bases 92 to 1336 code for a protein of 414 amino acids. Lineage: Eukaryota; Metazoa; Chordata; Actinopteri; Holocentriformes; Holocentridae. The transcript has 7 exons. Gene Ontology annotation, molecular function: structural molecule activity. Gene Ontology annotation, cellular component: cytoskeleton; keratin filament. The record is from RefSeq and is a predicted model, not a curated record.